Messenger RNA from Phalaenopsis equestris, 388 nucleotides. RefSeq names its product heavy metal-associated isoprenylated plant protein 39-like. Gene Ontology annotation, molecular function: metal ion binding. The record is from RefSeq and is a predicted model, not a curated record. The transcript is spliced from 3 exons. Bases 113 to 388 code for a protein of 91 amino acids. Lineage: Eukaryota; Viridiplantae; Streptophyta; Magnoliopsida; Asparagales; Orchidaceae.
AAAUCCUCUGCCCUUUUCUCGCUUCCCACCUUAGUCCUCCCUCCCUCCCUCGCCUCUCCAUCUCUCUCCCCCUCCCUCUCUCUCCUCCUGAACACCAGUUGGAUUUGAAGAAAUGAAGAAAACUGUUCUGAAACUCGAUCUCCAUGAUGACAAAGACAAGCGCAAGGCCUUGAAAGCUGUCUCUACCCUCCCAGGUAUUGAUUCAAUCUCCGUGGACAUGAAAGAGAGGAAGAUGACAGUGAUGGGCGACGUUGAUCCCAUCGAUAUAGUAAAAAAGCUAAGAAAGUCCUGGAAAGCUGAGCUCUUUUCCGUCGGGCCACCACCAAAGGAAGCCGCCGCCGCCGCCGCCGGCGGGGGGGGAAAAUCCCCCAAACACUUGUGUCAUUAG